Messenger RNA from Pyricularia pennisetigena, 792 nucleotides. RefSeq lists its product as uncharacterized. The transcript is spliced from 2 exons. NCBI's taxonomy places the organism in Eukaryota, Fungi, Ascomycota, Sordariomycetes, Magnaporthales, Pyriculariaceae. The record is from RefSeq and is a predicted model, not a curated record. Bases 1 to 792 code for a protein of 263 amino acids.
AUGAAACGCUCACGUGAGCCAGAGGACUUGAUUUCCAACCCGGCACCCCCUGAGCCUUAUCACAGAGACCCUGACGCCCCUAGCCCCAAAAUUCGGGAACUGGAUUGCGACGGAGAAGGCGGCGCAGCCAGCCUGUUUCGAUGCACACUGCAUCCCCAACCGGUGGUUUUUCGUGACUACGAUGAUUAUCACGCACACUACAAUAAGCAGCACGUGAAUCGCUGCCAUGAGUGCAGGAAAAACCUCCCCUCAGAUCACCUCCUCAGCGUCCACAUCGAAGAAUGCCAUGAUGCUUUUCUUGCUGCGAGGAGGGAGAAGGGAGAACACACGUACUCAUGCUUCGUGGAGGGUUGCGACAGAAAAUGCAGAGACCCAUCGAAGCGACGUCGGCAUCUCAUAGAUAAGCAUAUGUACCCACCGAACUUCUUCUUUGAUGUCGUCAGAUAUGGCAUUGAUGGGAGGCAGUCUCUUCUGUGCGACAUCAACGCACAACAGCGUCGACCAAAGCCAAAACCCGAAGGGCAGGAAUUGCGAGGUGCUGCAACCUUGAAAUCUCAAAAGCAGUUUGAUGACCACGGCAAGCAGAUAACGGCCGCCAAUGUUGCAGAAGGAGUUGUGGUCCUCGAGCCGGUAGAGACGCACGCUGCCGAGAAAGAUAUCGAAAUGAACGAUGCCGCAUCCCUGACAGGCGGCAUGUCAGCGCUGAAACUGGUCCCCAGAUCGAUUACGUUUGGUCGAUCAGGUCGCAGGGGCUUCACGAGAUCGCCUAGCCCUAAAACACCACCUGUAUAG